Molecule: messenger RNA, 2817 nt
Organism: Geodia barretti
Lineage: Eukaryota; Metazoa; Porifera; Demospongiae; Tetractinellida; Geodiidae
Source: the annotation of a GenBank genome assembly
UUUUUAGUCUGUGCAGGCCAACUGGACAUCACAGGGCACGAGGAGCCCCUGAUCAUCGGAGUAUCCUGGGACAUUGUUUGCUCGUGGAACGGAGAUGCUAAUGUUACGAAGAUGGAGUGGUUUCUUGUCGGGCUCGGAACAGGCGACGCAAUUGAGACAGUGAUGGGCGACAAUUCCAUUGUGCUCACCCUCAAUCCUGGCAAUAUGGGACUGGAUGGGACCGCGUACACCUGCCGAGCAACUCUGUCGGACGGGCAGAGGGCCGAAGAAAGCAUUAUUCUAAGUGUUAAAGCGCUCGAGAACAUAGCGAGCAUUGCAGCUAUAUCAAGCCUAGCCAUUGCUGGAGAGUCUUUCAUCCUUGUGUGCAAUGUGUCGUCUGAAAGAGAAGCCAACUUGAGUUGGGUCGAUCCAAACGGAGUGGAGAUGAGAGAUGAUCCGGACACUACCGUCUCCUACAGUGGCUGGAAUGGAGGAAUGAGUACACUCGUACUGACAAUUAACUCCAUUAGAACCUCAGAGAGCGGUGUGUACAAGUGCAUAUCGGACAUUGCGGUCCCUCCUUCAAAAAGUGAAGCUUCUUUUGUAGUCCAAGUUCAAAUACCUGAGCCGACAGUGACGAUACUGAGAGCUCCAGAACACUCUGUGCAGCUGUUUACCACUGACUCUCUGGUCCUGACAUGUGUAAUAGAACUCAUUCCAGAGGUGGAUUCCUACGUGGCAAUUAACUCUCAAUGGAGGGGUCACUCGUCACUCACUGAUAGUGAGAGGAGGGUCAUAGUGUCUGAACUGGUGGGAUUACACCUUAAGUACAAUACAUCUGUGACAUUUAACACACUGAAAACCACGGACAGUGGCUCCUAUACUUGUUCAGCCACUGUUGGCCCUCAGGAACGAAACAACCACCUGAUAUCAAGCAGUCGCACUGCAGAGACAAUCAGCAUUUCAGUUGCCCUGAAAGUAACCAUUGAUGUGACCUACAACCCUCCAUCUGAUUUCAAUCUGCCCAGUCCACCAUACUAUCGACCUGCCACAUCACUAACUCUCACCUGUCGUGCUCACCAUCCCACUGGAUCAGUCAGUUAUCAGUGGUCCUCGACUUGUAGCAGCUGUUUUGCAAGAAGCAGCUCAUCUCAAUCAAUCACCAAGACCACAUUGCAGUCGAUUGAUGCAGGAGUACACACGUGUACAGCAACCGAUGGCAGUGGAAAUACCGGAAGCAAUACAACGGAAAUGAGGAUGAUGGGACGUGGAUUAUGUAGAGCGAAGCUAUUACAUUUGGACAAGCAUUUGCAACAACAGCUCAUUUGAGGGGGACCUCGUCUUCAACUUAUAUCAUGUUUACUGCUACUCAAACUCCACUUCGGGGAAACUGAGAAUACUUCAAAUUUCCGAUGGAGUGAGGCAAUACUCUACCUCAAUUACAACAACUAGCAGAAUUGGACAACUCAGGUAACACUGGUGUUAGUAUUGCACGCUAUUCAAGCAGAUACACCCACAAAUGUGUCGGUAUAUUACCUGUGAGUGCCAGACAGUAGAGGUGUUACUGUUGAAACCAGCAUCGGAUAUAUCUCAAUGCCCAGUCCACCAUCUGUGUACAGCAUUAGUUACAGUGAGCGUCACCAGGCUAGUAGUGAUGGUGUACUAGGAACAGUCGAUUGUUUGACCCAGAACUCCCCACCUACUAAUGUGACGUGGACAAGAGACGGGUCAACUAUUGAGGUGGAUGGAGAGGGAUAUGAAAUGAUGCAAAUGGUGACAGAGCGUCAGUCGUAUUCCAGAUACAGAAACACUCUACUCAUCAAGGAUGCUGCCGAGCUUGCCGGGAACCAUAGGUUUUUGCUGCAGGGUCUCCAAUGCUGCCGGUACCACUUAUCAGUGUGUUGCCACAUCAUGGACAGCUCAGCCCGAUGUACAUUACUACAUCUGGGAAGAAUGUCCACUCUGAGACAUUUGAAGUCACCUGCAGAGCUAGCCUCCAGCCAGCGGUUGCUGCUCACCUCAACCACUAUAUGACAGUAGACUGGAUUGGAGCAGACGGACAAUCAUUAAUGAAGAACACGACGACAUCACUGUCAACGACCAGAGCACUGUCUCCAAUGUUGUCACAAGAUCCCUUGUCUUUGACCCUCUGAAGAUGGCCCAUGGAGGUAGCUAUGUGUGCAGGGCUAAACUGACGUUGCCUGGCUCAGCCGGUGUAUUCCAGAAUGUGGGCGAAUAUCAACUAAGCGUUUUGAACAUGACUUUUAUUCAACUAAAGUUUGGCCCAGUUCCCCAUUGCUCAAUGUGGUAUGAAGACAAGCAUAUGUCAAGACAUCUGGAGCUGGAUGUCAAGCAGACACUAACCAAUCUCAUCAACAAGAAUUGCAGUUGUGACUUCAAAAUCUCCGAGAUUGAUCUGGGAGAGUUCAGCUGUCGCUCCAUUGAAAAGGGCUACGUUCUGUACAGGGCAAGGCUAACUGGAAGGAGUGAUACUCAGAACAUACCUUCACUGCUGGAGGUGAUCAAGGACUGGAUGGCCAAUGACGGGACAUUCCUGUACACCUAUCAUGGGAACAUGAGACUGGGACUGGACCAAGACUGUCCUCUGGAGAUUGCCUCCUUCUCCCAGCCAGAGUGCGGGAAGCAAAUUACUGAAUAUGUAGGAACGCCAGGAGAACAAUAGACUGGUCGACUGUUAACAGUGCUACAUUAUACCCGUGUGCCAAGUUUUGCAGUACUAGCUAAUUGUUGUCCAGUUUUAGUAGCUGCACUGGGCAGAAUAGGUUGUUAUGAAUGUGUGUAGUGUGAGAAUUGCGUGGCUUGUCAUUAUCAACACAA